Cyprinodon variegatus (sheepshead minnow) is the source of this 2181-nucleotide messenger RNA. RefSeq names its product hedgehog acyltransferase-like (gene hhatlb). Gene Ontology annotation, biological process: negative regulation of N-terminal protein palmitoylation. The transcript has 12 exons. Lineage: Eukaryota; Metazoa; Chordata; Actinopteri; Cyprinodontiformes; Cyprinodontidae. Gene Ontology annotation, molecular function: acyltransferase activity. The record is from RefSeq and is a predicted model, not a curated record. Gene Ontology annotation, cellular component: endoplasmic reticulum. Bases 216 to 1802 code for a protein of 528 amino acids.
CAGCUCCCUCUCCGGGAGUCAGUGGGACCCACCGUCCACCCUGCGCUCUGUGGAUGAACAGCAUACAUUAAAGUUUACAUUUCUCUCCUUUGUUAUUUCUCCUUUUUUUGUGGCAUUUGGUGCUUUGAUCUAUUUGAGCAACACAACCUUUAGAGGGAAACUUCUUUGGACUCUUAACCGCUGGACUCAAGCGGCCUCCAAAUCUCUUCAUAAUCAUGGGGAUCAAAGCUGCUCUCCCCAAGUAUGAGAUCUACUUCUACAACACCGUGCUGUGCCUGGCCAUGUUCUGGGCAGCCGGCUGGAUCUUUGAAGUGUCAAGCUCCAAUUUAAACAGAAAGACAUUCAAAGCCAGUGUGAGACCUGGAUACUUUGGGAGAAAAAUGGACACUGCAGAUUUUGAGUGGAUGAUGUGGUUUUCCACCUACAGAGAUCACAUCCUGUUUGCCCUCUCUGGUCAUGUGCUCUUCGCCAAAAUCUGCUCUAUGCUCGCACCUCAGUACAGGUCCUUGGUUUACAUGGUGUAUGGUCUGCUGGCCGUAUGGACCAGCAUGGGUUGGACCUAUGUCUCCCUCAUGCUGUCCCACUGUAUCCUGCUCUACAGCAUCUCCUUAGUGAAAAUCCGCUGGCUCUGCUUUGUUGCUGGCCUCUGCACCCUGGCCACGUUCAAGUGUGAACCCUUUGUCUCCUGGCAGGCAGGUUUUGUGGAAGGAGACUUUGAGCUGCGGCAUGUCCUCUUUUACGGUGGCUGUGGGUUCACUAUCAUGCGCUGCAUGAGCUUUGCUUUGGAAAACUGUGAAAGGAAAGAUGGGAACUACAACAUCCUGGAGCUACUCAAGUACAACUUUUACCUGCCUUUCUUCUACUUUGGACCCAUCAUGACCUUUGACAAAUUUUAUGGACAAGUCAAUAAGUCUGACCUGAGCAGGAAAGAGCGGGAGAUGUGGAACAUCAGCUUGCAGGGUGUGAUCCAUUUGGGAGUCGUCCUCGUAGUGGAUGUCCUCUUCCACUUCAUGUACAUCCUCACCAUCCCCACUGAUAUAAAGCUGCUGAAGCACCUCUCUGACUGGGCUCUGGUGGGUCUGGCCUACAUCAACCUGGUCUAUGACUGGGUAAAAGCAGCUGUCAUGUUUGGAGUCAUCAACACCGUGUCCAGACUGGAUCAUCUGGACCCGCCCAAACCACCAAAGUGCAUCACCAUGCUCUAUGUGUUCUCUGAAACGCAUUUUGACAGAGGGAUCAAUGAUUGGUUGUGCAAGUAUAUUUAUGAUUAUCUUGGUGGAAAGCAUGACAAUAUGGUAGAGGAGCUGGUGGCAACACUUUGCACGUAUGGUGUGGCCAUCCUCUGGUUGGGCCCCUGUGAAACAGUCCUAUUCUGGGCUUUCUUCAACUGCUUUGGUUUGAACUUUGAGCUGUGGGCUGCUAAGGUCUUCUCCAUGGAGCCAUUUGCAUCCUUUGAGAUGGCAAUGUCGGAGGCAAUGUCCCGCCGCAUAAGAGCAAUCUUCAACUCAUUCAACUUCUGGUGCAUUGUGCUGUUCAACCUUAUGGCUCUGAGCAGUUUGGACUUCGUAAAGUUGGUCGCCAAACGGCUGCUUCUCAAAGGCUUUCCUAUAACUACUAUCAUCGUCAUGUUUGUGACCUACUGCCUGAUUCAAGUGAUCAAGGAGCGUGAGAGGAGACAGGCCCUCAUUGAUGACCCUGAUCCACUUCCUCCUGCCCCGCCUCCUAAUGCCACCACAGCCCCCAGUCCUCCCACUCCUGCUCCACAGCCAGUGGCCGAUCCCAGCAAGGAGAAAGCAGAGUAAUAAAAUUCUCCAUUCAGAGAUGAACAAACCAUCUAUAUAAGAGUAUUGGAAGCUUCAUUAUGUCCCACUUAGCUUUUACAGCAGAACAAUUUUGAAUGAACCCAGAGUGGUUGUAAAUACAAAUGAUUGUAUUUACAGAUGGUAAAAUUUAGAUGUCAUGAUAGAUGUAACAGAUGCUUCAAAGUUAAUAAAAGCAUUUACUCAAUGUAACAUGAUGUAUAGUCUUGGAUUUAUAAAGAUGUUUUGUUUAAAAAAAGCACUGACUUUCUGAUGCUCAUCAUUACAAUAUAAGAAAAGCAAUGUAUGGCUGUAAGUUUACAUGAAGAGGUUUUAUUUGUUCUUGUAAAAAGUACAACUAAAUUAAACCCUAUUAACCUUA